Molecule: messenger RNA, 904 nt
Organism: Alnus glutinosa
Lineage: Eukaryota; Viridiplantae; Streptophyta; Magnoliopsida; Fagales; Betulaceae
Product: protein DMP2-like
Exons: 1
Coding region: 53-673 (206 amino acids)
Biological process (GO): endomembrane system organization
Source: RefSeq, a predicted model, not a curated record
GAAGAGUUAGCUGUGAUCACUUGCAAGAAUCCCACCAAACACAAUCGAUCCCAUGGGUGCAGCUAGCUCUUCCUCCAAGUCCACAGGAAGCUCCCAAAAAACCAUUCAAGAAAAAACAUUAUCAGGAGUUGGCAACCUCAUCAAGCUCCUCCCGACCGGCACUGUCUUCCUGUACCAGUUCCUCAGCCCUGUCUUGUCCAACAAUGGCCACUGCAAAACCAUCAACAAGUACCUCACCGCCAUUCUUGUUGUUCUCUGCGGUUUGUCUUGCUUCUUUUCUUCCUUCACAGACAGCUACGUUGGAGAUGACGCUAAAACACACUGCGGGGUUGUAACAAGCAAGGGUCUUUGGCCCUCGCCGGAGUCUAAGAAGGUUGACUUGUCGACGUAUAAGCUUCGGUUUGCGGACUUCGUCCACGCCUUCUUCGCUGUGAUUGUGUUUGCUGCUUUGGUGCUUUUGGAUGGAAAUACAGUUGGGUGCUUCUAUCCGGUGUCUGAGUCCACUGAGAAGACUUUGCUCCAGGUGCUGCCACCUGUUGUUGGCGCGGUUUCUAGUGUGGUUUUCGUGGUGUUCCCUAAUAAACGCCAUGGAAUCGGAUACCCUUCAAGUGAGACUUCGCAAGAUUCCAAGUCUGGUGGAGAAUUAAGUUUAGCAUCGACGACGAAAGUCUAAGGAAGUUUGUGGUUGUGUUUGUGUGUGGUUUUUUUCUUCUUAUUCUUUACCCUGUUGCCUUGUACGAUUGUGCUCAUGUUUCCUUGUCUAGAGGGUUUGAGUUUAAUUGACAUAUAUAUGUUUGGUAGCUGUCAUGAAGUUGUAAUUUGUAAUUUAUUCCUUGUAACAAGGGGUGUUUCAUGUUUGGAUUCAAUUCAGUCCCAAAGGGAAGGCAAUUCCAUCUUCCACAAA